Acanthosepion pharaonis is the source of this 735-nucleotide messenger RNA. The record is from the annotation of a GenBank genome assembly. Lineage: Eukaryota; Metazoa; Mollusca; Cephalopoda; Sepiida; Sepiidae.
AUGGCGAAAAAUUCAGUUGACAGAAUCACCCGAGGAUUUUUAAGACAGAAAAGUGGAGAUUUUGAUAUAGAAUCCAUAAUAAUCCUCGACUUAAAUGGAUAUGGUAUCAAGGAACUUGGUCACAUUGAGGAAUGCAACAAUCUGGAGUUUUUAAACCUGUCAAAUAACAACAUUACCAACUUGAUCCCUUUGGCUUGCUUGGUUCAUCUGACAUAUUUGAACCUCUCGAGCAACAAUAUAGCUUGCUUGGAAGGUCUGCAGAUUUUAGAAAACUUAGAAACAUUGAAUCUUGCAGGGAAUCUUAUUGACAGCCUUGACACUUUCUAUAGCAUCAGUGGCCUCUCUAAACUGAAGCAUUUGAUGUUUCAAGACCCAAAUAAUGAACGGACCAAUCCAAUAUGUAGAAAACAAAACUACAAGUCCAAAAUCCUCAGUAUGUUUCCUAAACUUCACUCACUGGAUCGAGAAAUACUUCAUGGCACCGGCAGUGAUGUUAGUCAGUUGUUCCAGCAGAUUGAGUGGCGACUGAAUGCCUUGUCUAACCAGAAAUACAGAAAUACAAAGCCAGUCGAACCAGUCAAAAUUCCUGCAAAAUUUUGGACCAUCUCCAGUGAUGAAGAUUCAGAAGUGGAAGAAGCUGAAAAUAAUUUCAAAGAACUGCUGAAUUCUUGUCGACAAUUAUUAAAAAAUACACCAAGUGAAGUGGACAAAGUUACAGACAUAAAAACAGCAUAA